This is a messenger RNA of Eimeria tenella, 747 nucleotides long. RefSeq lists its product as uncharacterized. Bases 1 to 747 code for a protein of 248 amino acids. Lineage: Eukaryota; Apicomplexa; Conoidasida; Eucoccidiorida; Eimeriidae. The transcript has 2 exons. The record is from RefSeq and is a predicted model, not a curated record.
AUGGGAACCGACACUGCAGCAGCUGGGAAAGAUGCAAAGGCAUCAGCUGCACCUGCUGCAGCACCUGCAGCAGCAGAAGCAGCAGCAGCAGCAGCAGAAGCGGCAAAAACCAAGGACGCAGCGGCAACAGCAGCAGCAGCAACAAGCGCAGCAGCAGCAGUAGCAGGGAAAAAAGCUGAAGGAGCAGCAGCAGCCAAGGCAGCCAAAGCAGCAGCAGACACAGCAGCGACACAGAAGAUACAAGCGGCAGCAGUAGCAGCAGAUGCAGCAGCAGCAGAAGCAGCUAAAAGAGCGCAGGCUGUAGCAGCAGCAGCACAGGAUGCAGCAGCAGCAGCACUCUCCUCUGCAGCAGCGCGAACAGCGGCAGCAGCGGCAGCACUGCCUGCAACAGCAACAGCAACAGCAACAGCAGCAGGAACAGCAACAGCAGGCAGGACAGCAGCAAGGGACAAAGCAACCCCAGCAGCUCCGACCAGUUCGGCAGCAGCAGCAGCAAGGGCAGCAGCAGCGGCAGCAAAGAGCAAGGACACUGUAGAAACAGCAGCAAAAGCAGCAGCAGCAGUGAAUGGCAAAAUCAGCAGCAGCAGCAGCAGCAGCAAAAGCGAAGCUGCAGGCUCUGCAGAACGUAGCGCUGCAGCAUCUUCAGCGAAAAAACAACAGCAACAAGUGCAGCAGCAGCAACUGCAGCAGCAGCAACCGCAGCAGCAGCAGGAGAAAUUGCGGCAGCAAACGCUCCUUCAACAAUAA